AUGGCGGAGAACCACAGCAGUCCAACAGGAAGUACACAACCGUCGGUGUCGGCGGAACAGACGGAGGGACUCGUGUUUGAGGUUGCCGUGCAGAACAGCUCCUCCAAUCACAGCUCCCAGUUCGCGGACGUGGCUCUCCUGCAGAAGUUCAAGCCUCUGAUCAUUCCCUGCUACGUCCUGGUGGUGGUGGUCGGCGUCUUUGGGAACUACCUGCUCCUCUACAUCAUCUGUCGAGCCAGAAAGAUGCACAACGUCACCAACUUCUUCAUCGGGAACCUGGCCUUUUCCGACAUGCUCAUGUGCGUGACCUGCAUCCCCUUCACGCUGGCCUACGCCUUCAACCCCCGCGGCUGGGUCUUCGGCCGCUCCAUGUGUUAUCUGGUGUUCCUGAUCCAGCCGGUCACGGUCUACGUGUCGGUCUUCACGCUGACUGCCAUCGCUGUGGACAGAUAUUACGCAACCGUUCAUCCGCUGAAAAAGCGCACCACCGUGGGUAUGUGCGUCUCCGUCCUCACUGGUAUCUGGCUGAUGUCCUGCGGCCUGGUGGCCCCAGCUAUGACCCACACUUACCACGUGGAGUUCAAGGAGGAAGGCUUCACCAUCUGCGAGGAGUUCUGGUUGGGCCAGGAGAAGGAGCGGCGCGCGUACGCCUACAGCACCCUGAUCAUCACCUACGUCCUGCCGCUGUCGGCCGUCUUCGUCUCCUACCUCUGCAUCACAGUCAAACUGAAGAAAUGCGUCGCGCCGGGCCUCAGGUCCAAAGACCAGACCAGCAUUCAUCAGGCUCGCAAGAGGAAGAUCUUCCGCCUGGUGGCGCUGUUGGUGUCGGCCUUCGCCCUGUGCUGGCUGCCCAUCCACGUGUUCAACGUGCUGCGAGACAUCGACAUCCAGCUGAUAAACAAACGCUACUUCCUCCUCAUCCAGCUCCUCUGCCACCUCUGUGCCAUGAGCUCAUCGUGCUGUAACCCUUUUCUCUACGCGUGGCUACACGACCGCUUUCGCAACGAGCUGCGGGCGAUGUUCAAGCGCCAGAGACGUUGACGCAUCGGCGCGCCUGCCAAUCACUGUGCCCCCAAUGUGGUCUUUUAA
This is a messenger RNA of Cynoglossus semilaevis (tongue sole), 1089 nucleotides long. RefSeq names its product prolactin-releasing peptide receptor-like. Gene Ontology annotation, cellular component: plasma membrane; neuron projection. Gene Ontology annotation, biological process: G protein-coupled receptor signaling pathway. Lineage: Eukaryota; Metazoa; Chordata; Actinopteri; Pleuronectiformes; Cynoglossidae. The record is from RefSeq and is a predicted model, not a curated record. The transcript has 2 exons. Gene Ontology annotation, molecular function: neuropeptide Y receptor activity; neuropeptide binding.